Molecule: messenger RNA, 2149 nt
Organism: Brassica oleracea var. oleracea
Lineage: Eukaryota; Viridiplantae; Streptophyta; Magnoliopsida; Brassicales; Brassicaceae
Exons: 14
Coding region: 159-2000 (613 amino acids)
Molecular function (GO): GTPase activator activity
Source: RefSeq, a predicted model, not a curated record
GACAGAGAUCAUCUUCUUGUCACCUCCAUUCUUUUUUCCCUGGCUGUUUCAUCUUUAUUUCUUCUGUGAUUUGGUAAUGAUGGCAUUGCUAUUUGAUAGGAUUUCUCAUUUGAGAUAAUUGAUUUUCUUGAUAAGAGUGGGAAAGUUUUUUGCCAACAAUGGGGAGCAAGAUGAAGGAAGACGAGCGAACUGAAAAGGCUAUCAGGAGUUUGCUGAAGCUUCCCGAGAAUCGAAGAUGCAUCAACUGCAACAGUCUGGGUCCACAAUAUGUCUGCUCAACGUUCUGGACUUUUGUCUGCAUCAACUGCAGCGGAAUCCAUCGAGAGUUUACACAUCGUGUGAAAUCUAUAUCAAUGGCCAAGUUCACGGCAGAAGAAGUUAGUGCACUUCGUGCAGGAGGAAACGAGCGAGCCAGGCAAAUUUAUUUUAAAGAAUGGGAUACUCAGCGUGAUGCUUACCCUGAUGCCAGUAACAUUUUCAAGCUCAGAGACUUUAUCAGAAGUGUCUAUGUGGAUAAAAGAUACAGUAGUGAGAGCAAUGACAAGAUCUCACAGCAAAAACCGGCUGUGACUGAUGAUUACAAGGAAAGCAAGAAGGCCAGUGCAAACUUCUUGGGAUCUAGAAGCUUUCACUCUGUUGAUAAACUUGAAAUAAAGAGUGGAAACAGAUCUCUUAAGUAUUAUUUUGAAGGCAAGGAACCUAAACAACAACAACAACAACUUGUUACACAUAACCCAAAGUCUAGAGCCUUACCAAAGAGUCCUAUCCGCUUUGAGAUUGUUGACGAUAGGUACAGAGACGAUGGAAGUGUUAAGAGAUACGAUGCGCGUAGAGAGCCAAGAGGAAGCUCCAAAUCACUAGACCUCUCUAACAACAAGGAAACUUCCGGUUUGCCCAUUGUACGCCAUGCCAGUGAGCUCAUAGGCGAGAAUCAUCCUCGUUUGCGCGUUGAAAAAAUUGUCAAAGUUGAAAAAAAGAAGGAUCCAAUGAGCAAUCAGUUGGCUGCAUCAUCUAGUAAAAUGGAGAGUCCUGGAAGUUUAAUUGAUGAUGUACCUUCUCAAAAGGCCAUUGAGGGUCCAGCUCCUAACUCUUUGGAAGCUUUGUUGUUUGGAUACUCUGAUCCUUCUGAGGACAAUCAUCCUGCAGCUAACCCUGAGACCCAACAGGUGCCAAGAACACAAGACAGUGUUACUUCUUUUGUCACAGCACCUACAAUCUCGCACGCCGGUUCUUUAGAGCUAGCUCUUCUACCUGAUGCUGGUGAUAACUUACGUACAAAAGAUAUGGUUACAACAAGUGCAGCUGAAAAUAACCAGGUGGAUUCAUCUACACCACAUAAGGAACCAUCAGGAACCUCUACGGAACAGUCAACACUAGCUAUCACAAAUUAUGCUUAUGGAGAUCAUCAAGAAGAGACAAAAUCAAACGUAAGAAGUGCACUUCCUGAGGACCUUUUCUCUGGAGGCUUCUCAUUUGCCUCCCCUCAAGUUCAUGCUCAACAUCAUGGCAUGGGAUAUGGCAUGCAAUAUUAUCAAUAUCCUGUGGCUACUGGAGCCUUUCCAUACACGGCAAAACCAUCAUCAAAUCCCUUUGAUGUCAGUUAUGAUGAUACAUGUCCAAACCAAACACCACAAUAUCCUUCAAUGGAAUACACACAAGGAGGAGGCUUGCCUAUUGUGUCAGUUCCAAGAGGUGCUUCGGAUUCAUCAAGCAUGGCUGCAGAUUCGUUUGGACUAAUGAUGGCCUCUCAGUCUCCUUUUUACGCACCAGCUUUGUCUCCAACUUCUCCAUCUCUUGCAUCCAAUCUUCUCCCUGGUGCAUACGCAGGGCAGCAACCACAUGUAAACAUGCCCCCAUCUUUCAGAAGGCAAGAGAUGAAUAGCAUGGGUAAUGCAGAAGCUACUUACAACGGUGCACACUCAUAUCAUCAAGCAAACUUUAAUGGAUAUCCUUCUGCAAACCCAAAUGCUUAUGUUUCUAGAGGAAAUCCCUUUGACUGAGAAAGCGUAACGUCUGAGUUGAUUGGGAGCAUUUUAAUGGAAACUGAAUGAGAUAUAUAACCGUUACGAUUUGACUCACAAAAGCUUGAAUGCUACAAUACUCUUUCAAAACUAUCCGUUAAUUGCUUAUUGGUAAAAUUUAUAUUUAA